UUAUCGAACGAUUGAGUGACCCAUCCAUUGCGCCGACAGCCAUUGCUAUCCUGGAACCCAUUGCAAGCAUUCUACCGCAGAUGCAAAGAUCGCCAUGCCACAACACGACUGUAGAGCGCCGGCGGACAUCAAUCAAAGCUGAUGCGACGCGCGAGAGCUAGAAGAGCGCUCGCCAUAACGUGAGAAACGCUGCGCCACAAGUCGGCCAUGUACCGCACCAACGAUCCACGAUUCCGGCGACGGUUGAACGAGCUCGGCCAGACGCUCGAAAGUGCCAAUGAGACGGCACAGAGCAGCAUCUAUAUCUUUGGACAGAACUACAUUCGACCUUGUUUGGAUAGUGUGGGAUCAUGUCUCACGACAUGCGUGGAUGCCAGCUGUCCCAGCUUAAAUCUCACCCAGCGCGAUCGAAUACGGCGGCAGCGCGGUCGAGGACGAAGUACAGGGCGCGCAGAGUCGAGCUUUGAUUUUUAUGACGACUGGGAUGAGGAUGAAAAUGAUGGGUUAUUGGGAUGGGGCAAUGAUGAGUUUGAUCGGCUAGUAGGCGCCGGGAACGGGACGGACAAUAACAACACCAGCGGCCUUGGAUAUGGAACACUCAGUGCAAGCGCGCAGCCCGGCAGAACAGGUAGCAUGGCGUAUCAACCGAAAGUCAGCAAACGCAAAGGCACGCUCCUUCCAGGCGAGAUGGGCGCAGAACCACCCAUCAUCGCCAAACCGACCUUUUUCGGCCGACUCUUUGGCGGCAAAUCCCUCCGCUACAAGCCUUCCGCCGCCGACCUUCAAGAGCAUCCCGGUACGCUGCGACUGGGCCGAAACAUCACCGAAGGCGAAGCACUCCUCGAAGAUCUCGAGGACGAUGAUGCUCGGGGCACAGGUCGUCGGCGAGCCCGUCUGCGUAGCGGGACCACUGGCUCCGCCGACACACGAGACAGCUACAGUAGCCGUGGCGACCUCUUUCCAUCAGAUGAAGAGCUCGAAGACGAUGCGGUCCCGCUCGACGACGAAUUCGCCAUGGUGCUUGAACGCCGUAUCCUCGGCUCCGGAGCAGAUACGGAGAACAGCUCCGGGCGCUCACACUCUGACGGACAAAAUCCUUACUACUCACGCGGCGGUCGCGUACGGGGCAAGCGCACAUCCUCAAAUCGAAGUCGCGCAUCGACACGGCGGACGCUGUCCUCCCGCAGCUCGAUGAGUGGCCGGAUCGGAUCAGGCAGCCGCGUGGCGAGCGGCGCGAGUCUGGCGGAGAUUCUUCCUGGACAACAAACGCAAGAUUAUCUGCAAUCAGAGACGAUUUCUCCCGAACAGACAUUCAGUCCCGAAGCCGAGGUGCCGUCCUUGAGUGAUCUCAAACUCGAAGAACGCGCGCUCGAGCGUGAAGAAGAGGCGGAUGUCGAGCGACGGCGAAAUGAAGCACAUGUUCUCGCGCUGAAACGGGGACUGGCGUCAGCCGCCGCUGCCGCCGCCGCUACUGCGGCAGGGUCUUCCGGUCCUGCUCACGACGAGUUCAUUGGCGAUGAGACAAAAGAUGGGGUUUCGCGACCUGACGAUUCAAUUUCCGAAUCGGAGAAAGAGACACUACCACCGCGAUCUGUAGACGACGCCGAAGCGGAAGACCAACAGGCGGCCACAACGGCAACGACGGAUGCAACCUCAGACGCUUCAAAGGACAUCGGAGGGCCGAGCCAAGACUACACUGGGACGGCCAAGACGAAUGAGAUCGACGGCAAGCCGUUAUAGAAUCAGAAGUCGGCCCCAGUAUCAUUCACGGCGGCUCGAAUCUUGCAGACUUGUACAUGAAAUAGCGUUUAAGCGUGGCGUUCUAGGGCGAUAUUUCCGGCAAAAGGGGACUGGAGGAAACCUGGGACUCCAUGGGAGGAAAAGAUCCGCCCUCGACUAUCCCUUUUCUUUUUCCAGUGGGAGGGGAGGUAAUAAUAAAUAUCGAAAACAUUUCUUCUACUUUUCGGAAUCUGUAUGGAUUUGUUGCUCUUUAUUUCCUUGAGAAAAUUUCUAUGAUUUGUAGUAGGGAGGAAAGGAAAUCAAAUCUUGAGAUGUUCAAAUACGUCAACACGUCUCCCGCUCGCGUCUUUGCAGGGUCGAUCUAUGUUCUCGACCUCUCCGCUUUCAUGGCUCAUGUGAAAACCCCCGUCCUUCACGCACUGCAUCUCAAACCACCAACCCACAAGCCUUCUCCAAGCCUUCCCAUCCCU
This is a messenger RNA of Dissoconium aciculare CBS 342.82, 2210 nucleotides long. RefSeq lists its product as uncharacterized. Bases 208 to 1740 code for a protein of 510 amino acids. The transcript has a single exon. Lineage: Eukaryota; Fungi; Ascomycota; Dothideomycetes; Mycosphaerellales; Dissoconiaceae. The record is from RefSeq and is a predicted model, not a curated record.